This is a messenger RNA of Pichia membranifaciens NRRL Y-2026, 1863 nucleotides long. RefSeq lists its product as hypothetical. The record is from RefSeq and is a predicted model, not a curated record. Gene Ontology annotation, cellular component: nucleus. The transcript has a single exon. The coding region runs from base 38 to 1774 and encodes 578 amino acids. Gene Ontology annotation, molecular function: zinc ion binding; DNA-binding transcription factor activity, RNA polymerase II-specific; transcription cis-regulatory region binding. Lineage: Eukaryota; Fungi; Ascomycota; Pichiomycetes; Pichiales; Pichiaceae. Gene Ontology annotation, biological process: positive regulation of transcription by RNA polymerase II.
UAUAAAUUGACACAUAAGAAUAUUGCAACUCACCUAAAUGGCAAGGUCAAAAGUUGAGAAAUCUAAAGAGACCACAUCAUCACUAUUAUCGCUACCAGUAUUUUCAUCCUCACUGAAAGGUCGGAAGAAAAGUCGGAACGGUUGCUUCAUGUGUAAAAGACGAAAGAAGAAAUGUGAUGAGAAAAAACCGGUUUGCAGCACCUGCCGAAGACUAAAUAUUCAAUGUAGCUACAAGUUGCGCUUGAGUUGGCAGGCAGUGAAUCAGCGCUUCGUAGAACAGGAAUCACAUUUUGUGAACCCCGAAUCCACCACAGCGAAUGGUUAUCACUUCAUCAUUUUCUCGAUCUGGGAUGUUCUCGUCAGCUACAAGCUGCGUCAGCCAGCCUCUUCCGGCACAUUGUACAUUUUGGAACCCUUUUCGUUGGAAAAGUACGAGAACGACACAAAGACCGAAGAGGAGUGGCGGUAUGAGGUCAGUAAGAUUAAUUCAUCUGUCAUCCCGAGGUCGGAGCUUGAGAGAAUACAGAACGACCUCACGUAUGGCCCCAGAACCAGCGAGCAGUUUCUUUUCAACCUUUAUACCAAGGUCCUUAGUCGAACAAAAAGUUUUGCUAGAAGUGAAUUCAUCCCCAACGAUUUCAUACAUAUCGUGAUUCCAGGAUGUCAGAAGUUUCCAGCUCUUUACCGCUCAGUUUUGGCGUUGUCGGCCUUAGAUUUGAUCAAGGGAGAGCUGUGCAAGAAAAACUCGCCCCAUGAUGAGUAUUUAAUAACCAUAUACAACUCUCUCUUCAUUGGCUACAAAAAUGACGCUUUAAACUACUUGCACGACAUUCUAGACGGGUUUGACAUCGAAGUUGUGGAAAUGCUCGAGGAAUUGGUCAUCACGAUCCUAAUUUUAUGUAACAUCGAAAUCACAAAUAAGGGGAACAAGGAAUGGGUGCGAUAUCUGACUGAAGCCAGUCUAAUAUUUGGAGCUCUUACAACGGAGAAAAUAUUGGACAGUGACAUCUUCAAAUUUGCAUACAAGUACUUUUCACUUAGAUAUAUCUUGUUGCUGACUACUCUUGACCACAUAACCCUGAAACGCUUUCUUGAUACCACUCCGUGGCCCUUGAUUGAAAGUCUAUUUGUCGACAACACUAUCGAGCCGAUGUUUGGCUGCUCCCCAUACUUGCUCCACGUGAUAUACAAGCUCACCAUUUUUAGCUAUCUUUACGAAGGUAAAAAGAUGCAAAUGCAUGAAUUUGUUGCGAAGCUCACUAAAAUGUGGUACAUACUCAAUACGAUAACGCAAGACGAAAUAGAUGGCUGCCACGAAUUGACGAUUAGCGCAAGCUGUUAUUUCUAUGCAACCAAAAUAUAUCUUUACACGAUAUUGAUAAGACACAAACUUGAGCAUUUUUUGGAUGACGGAUACCAAGCCUACGUCCCCAAGUUAUGGGAUCAGCUCACAGAAUUGAGCUUGAGCCAGAACUCGCUUUUCUUUCCCAACUGGUGUUUUCUCAUCAUUACCACCAGUGAUUUAUUGGAGAACGAAGAGGCGAAGAGGAUUAAGGCGCUUCGAUUGUUUACAUCGCUAGAAAUCAAUUGGCCGUUGAGCAGCGUUGUACAGAUAAGGAAAGCAAUUGAAAGCAUAUGGAAGGUAUACGAUUUAGUUUACGUCGGCGGCAGCGGCGGAAGCGGCGGUAAGUCCCCGCUGGAUCGGGACAAACCAGAUCCUUUUGAUUGUCGUCAGGUCUUGAAGGAGUACGAGUACAUGCUAGCGCUAACGUAGACAUCUGACUCAACCAGAUAACAUUUUUCCUCUAUAAUAUAUCUCUAGGUCACGGCGCAUUAGCGUCUCCGAAAAUAUACUCAACCCGA